ACUUCUGGAAGGAGAGCCCCAGUUCCGACCACGGUUCGUUCUUCCUCCUCCAAGAUGGAGGCGUUAGGAGGUUAUCCUACGAGGUCCUCCAACCCAAAAGCAAAAAAAAUAACCGUGCUGUUGAGCAUGACGAUGGGUGUGGGGUGUUUGUUCCUUCUGCAGACCCAGCUGGUGAAACCCAGAAAACCGAAGGAUUUUUAUUCUUUCGAGGUGAAGGACGCGAAGGGGAGGACGGUUUCUCUGGAGAAGUACCGAGGAAAAGCGUCCUUAGUUGUAAACGUGGCGAGUCACUGCCAGCAGACGGAGGCGAACUACAAGUCUCUACAGGAGCUCCACCGGGAGCUGGGCACUUCUCACUUCAACGUCCUGGCCUUCCCCUGCGGACAGUUCGGGGACACGGAGACCGGAACCAGCUGGGACAUCGAAGCUUUCGCCAAGUCCACCUACGGGGUUACCUUCCCUUUCUUCAGCAAGAUCAAAAUAAUGGGAUCAGAGGCUGAGCCUGCUUUCAAAUUCCUCACAGAUUCUGUGCAGAAACUUCCAAAGUGGAACUUCUGGAAGUUUCUGGUGAAUCCAGAAGGGAAAGUGGUCAGAUUCUGGCGGACAGACGAGCCCAUUGAAAGCAUCAGAGAAGAGGUCACAAUGAUGGUGCGGGAAAUCAUCCUCAAGAAACGAGUGGAGCUAUAAUGCCCCUUAGUGAUGGAUACUGGACAUAGCAGGGCUUUGUGUCUGCGCUUCCUGUGCUCAGACAGCCGGGAGGGACUGAACUGUUGACAGUGAGUGUUGCUGGGAGGGUUGUUGCUCCAGAAAGAUGCAGGAUGGAAAUAUCAGGCAUGCAAAGGCAAUCAGUCAUGCAAUGCGUGUCAGAGUGUUUGUGUUUGUUUGUGUGUGCGCGCGUGUGUGUGGGGUGUCAUUACUGCUGUUGCUGCAGUGGUUGUGUUGCUUUUCAGAUGUUGGCAUUUUAAAAUGUUCAGCUUGCCUUCUUGUCAUCUCUUUCCAGUGUUUACAUUAAAAUUUUUGGGUUUUUUUUUAAGAUGAAGCAAAGUAAUUGAGCCUAUUUUGACUGAUUUGAGCCCAGUAAACUAUGCAACAUCUAUCCAGCAAUAAAAUACACUAAUAACUAUUUGAUGUAACUAAUGAUGUGAGGAUUUUUCCAUUUAGGUUUCUUCUAGAUUUGUUGUGAAUAUUAAUCACCUUUUUUAACCGAAUAACUGUAAUCCCAUUAGAGGUGUUAAAGUACUGAUGUUAAGGCCAUAUAUGAUGCUGAUACUCUGCAUGUUGUAGCUGAUCUUUUUUUGUUUGUUUGUUUUCUUUGCCAUAGCAUGUUGCUGAGUCUGAAUAUUUAAUAUCGUGAACAGCUACAAGGAAAUUAACAUAAAAUAGACACAGACUCUGAAUUGUAUCUAGUGAAGAGUGACUGCAGACAUCACUGCUGCUGUGGGUUAAAUGGACAGUUGGAGGGCAGCAGCAGGUAAGCUGGCACAUGAAGAAUCAACCAGCUAACAAGACACUGCCUUCCAGCCGCCCACAAUUCAACAACUUCACUUUUGUCUAAAUUUUAAACUGUUUUUAUUUUCAGUGAUACCAGAAGCCAAAAAAAAAAAAA
Molecule: messenger RNA, 1606 nt
Organism: Archocentrus centrarchus (flier cichlid)
Lineage: Eukaryota; Metazoa; Chordata; Actinopteri; Cichliformes; Cichlidae
Gene: gpx8
Product: glutathione peroxidase 8 (putative)
Exons: 3
Coding region: 55-687 (210 amino acids)
Biological process (GO): response to oxidative stress
Molecular function (GO): glutathione peroxidase activity
Source: RefSeq, a predicted model, not a curated record